AUGGCAGGGGAGCCAGUGUGGGCUGCCCGUUCUUUAUCGAAUGCCUUCUCAAGGCUCGAUGCAGCAAGGGGAUUGAAACCCUUCCUGCCUGCUCAAGCUCUGAAGAACUCCAAGUCACUGGUAAAGGUUCCGAUCCGAACAGCGAUAUCAAGGCUCGACACGGGUACUGCGAACUAGGGAUGGGGACUGUGUGUGGUCUCCAACCACCGACAAAGGUCAAGGGCCGAUGCGCCUUGUGUAGCGCCGGAAAAACAGGCCAUCGAGCCCGUACAAAGCGUCCGAGAACUGCCGUUGGAUGUAUUCACAGAGCGUAUCUUUGCUCUUCUUGCACAAUGUAGCACGUAGCUGUGCAAGGGAUGAUUAUUGAAUAGUACCAAUCUAGCAUAUCUCUGCCACUUCGACAUAUGCCACAAUGUCACUUAUCACCUCUCACUCGCUACUUGCUGCCGAAGUCUCACGUUGACCACUCCGUACUUCCCUACCACUCUUUUCGUCAUCCAUGCUGUGACUUCAUAGCAGCACACCAUAUAUCAAUGCUAUCGUCAACUGACAUUGGUUGUGGUGUCUCUCGUACUCUCGCUCUCCCUGUCUCCCCUCACUAGUUUCUCCGGCUGGCAACGUGAAACGUACAAUAGCGGUCCGCGCUGCAAAAUUCACUCUCAUGUCAAGCCUGGCCGAUAUAUCAAGGCGCCCCCUGCGCGUACAACCGCAUCUCGCGCUGCCCAUCGAUGACUGGCGAAGCAGACGAUCGGGAUGCCGCCGACCACGCUCCGGGAGAAGACCGCACGCCCGCCGCGGAGAGCGGGGUGGUUGUUGCGGUUCCUCCUGCGAGGUCCCCUGUUACCUUCGGCGUAAGACCUACCCCUCGUGGAGUCUCCCACACCGUCUGCCCCCUGGCUCGAGCCUGAUGCCGGAACCCGUCUGGUUCAGCGUCAGUGGUUUCGACGGGCAUGCCAUUCUGGGCUCGUGGCGCCUUCGGCGUGAGUCCCACGCCCCUUGGAGUCUCCCAUACCGUGUGCCCCCGGGCUCGAUCGAGUCCCUCGAUGCCCUCUGCUUCAGCGGCGACUGGUGUUCCUCUCUGGGCUCCCGGUGUUGUCUUCGGCGUUAGACCCACGCCCCUUGGAGUCUCCCACACCGUGCAGCCUCUAUCCCUCCGGGGGCCGGAGGAAAGUGGCGAGGUCCUCCGUGCUCCCGGGGUUGUCAUCGGCGUAAGCCCCACGCCCCUGGGGGUCUCCCACACCGUGCAGCCUCUGUCUCGGCGGGGGCCACUGCCGUCCGCCCCCUUUCGGGUCGAAUCGGUCGGAGAUGAAAAAUGUUCUAGAAACUGUUCAUGUUUUUGUGGCUGCGGCUGCUGUUGCAGCUGCUGCUGCU
This is a messenger RNA of Ectocarpus sp. CCAP 1310/34, 1371 nucleotides long. The record is from the annotation of a GenBank genome assembly. Lineage: Eukaryota; Phaeophyceae; Ectocarpales; Ectocarpaceae.